AUGACGUUAGAUAGCGAUAAUGAGUUUGACUACGAUUUCUCUGUCGAAGAGGAGGAAUUGCUGUUGCAGUUGGCCUCUGGAAAUAACAACAACAUUGCCCCUCAGAACAAUGCGAGAUUGGCAGCCAUAGACGCUGUACCUGGAAGAACCGAUUAUUCAUUCGAACAAGAUGAUGUCCUCGCAGCGGGGAAUACGUCAAGUUAUACCUUGGGUCCUACUCAAACAGGACGGGCGAGCGACCUUUAUAGAGGGCAAGCGUUUAACCAACGUGAAGCAUCUUCUGGCCUGCCAACGCCACCUGCCGCUUCUUCUUCAAUCGAGGACGUACUCUACCCGGAUUUGAGCAAAGCCUUAAACCAAUUAAAUUCUAUAUCACCUCGAUCACCUCGAUCAGAAUCGACUGUCACUGCAGGACGUGCAUCUGAAACCAAUCGGGACGCCUCGUAUGAAGACGACCGUUCGCCUCUACAACGGUUUAGAUCUUAUCCCAAGAAACCGCUGACCGUGACCGAUCUCACUUCUGGCGCCUGGUGUGAGUUGCAAUACUGGUAUACUCUCACUCGACUGCCCGGGGGCAGGAGGACGAGGACAACGGCCAUGAAGCAAGGUUCCAAAAUCCACAAAAAGCUCGAGGACGAAGUUCAUACCACUGUCAAGAUUGAUAUCAUGACGAAAGAGGACGCAUUUGGACUCAAGUUAUGGAAUCUAGUGCAAGGGCUGAGAACCUUGCGUGAUACGGGACUUACUCGUGAACUGGAAGUAUGGGGAAUUGUUGACGAGAACCUCGUCAACGGAGUCAUCGAUAGUGUGAGCUACGAGAAUCCCAACCCUGAAUUCGAGGCAGAGCUCUUUAGCCAAGAGUCAAAAAAAGGAAAACAGCAAUCCUCUUUGGCCGACUACUUUCCACCCAAAAAUGGUGGUGCCGCCCAUUCGGGACCCAAGAUCUAUCUUGCAGAUGUCAAGACGCGUGGAUCCUAUUCUGCAGUUUCACCCGCCCAAAUACGACCCGCAAAGAUCCAAUUGCUUCUGUACCAUCGAUUCUUGUCCGAUAUGGCUGCUGGUAAAUUGGAUUUCUUCAAGGUCUUCCGGCGAUACGGGCUCAACCCAGAAGAUGCCUUCUCAGACACCUUCAUUGCACAAAUAGGCGGUUUACACGACGAGAUCUUUGUGGAUGCGUCAGAGACUGAGACCAAUUUAACCCAAGAGCACCCAUCUUCUAGCUUUCAGAGCUCUUCUUCGGCUGGUCCCGAUCUACUCCAGUACCGAACAUUACGGGAACUGGUCCCUCUUGUUCAGCAAGAAAUAGACCUUACCUUCCCUCACGGCGAGCACUCUAUGGGCCAUAUGCUUCGGGUCCAAUAUGUUCACCGCAGUGACGGUCAUGAAAUCGACCUUCAUGACUUUCCUGUUUCCCGACAAGCCUUAGAGACAUACCUCGUCAAGUAUAUGGAGUGGUGGAAGGGCAAGCGCGAGGCCAAAGGCGUCGACAUAGAAGAGGCUUUCAAAUGCGGAACAUGCGAAUUUGUUUCCGACUGUUCAUGGCGGCAAAGCAUGGAUGAAGAGAUGUUGCAGAAAGCCAGGACCCAGCAGAAGAAACGGGCAACACGUCGAGUGAGCGCCAACGCUGCCUGA
Messenger RNA from Fusarium graminearum PH-1, 1632 nucleotides. RefSeq lists its product as uncharacterized. The coding region runs from base 1 to 1632 and encodes 543 amino acids. Gene Ontology annotation, cellular component: mitochondrion; nucleus. Gene Ontology annotation, biological process: interstrand cross-link repair. The transcript is spliced from 2 exons. Lineage: Eukaryota; Fungi; Ascomycota; Sordariomycetes; Hypocreales; Nectriaceae. Gene Ontology annotation, molecular function: single-stranded DNA 5'-3' DNA exonuclease activity. The record is from RefSeq and is a predicted model, not a curated record.